This is a messenger RNA of Rotaria socialis, 1551 nucleotides long. Lineage: Eukaryota; Metazoa; Rotifera; Eurotatoria; Philodinida; Philodinidae. The record is from the annotation of a GenBank genome assembly.
AUGAGUACUCAACGCAAAAGUACCCUCUCACAUAACACGCGUCCAUCAGCUACUUCAAUUUAUUCAGAAACAACAUUGAAUUCAAACGACGAAGAGGAUCAUCAUCGACUAUCACGCUAUUAUUCAGCAAUCUAUACUCAUAAAGCUGAUGUUUAUCAUGUUCUUGAAAGACAACAAGGCAAACAUACACUUAUUUAUCAUUUAUUUGUUUUUGGACUAACAUUGAUUUCCUUGAUACUCGGUGCAAUAUCAACAAUCGAUGAAUGUCGAUCAGCAUUAAAUGGACCCUUAUAUUAUGUUGAAUUAGGUUUAUCGAUAUUUUUUACUUAUGAAUUUUUAUUACGUAUAUGGUCAGCUGGUUGUGUAGCAAAAUAUCGAACAUUGGUUGGUCGUUUAAUGUUUGUCACUCGAUCGGUCAUUGUACUCGAUAUAGUAACACUGAUGGGCUUUAUAUUAUGCAUAGCGACAGGUAUCACAACUGGAAGAUUUCCUGAAAUCGUACUCAGAUUUUUACCACUAUUACAGACGAUUCGAUUUAUACGUGUUGAUCGACAAUUAUCAUCGUGGAAAAUUCUAAAAGAAAUUAUUUGGACACAUCAUGAAGAACUUGCCGUUACAAUCGUCAUUGGUUUUGUGUUUCUUAUAACAGGUUCUUAUCUCGUUUAUAUUGCUGAGACACCAGAAGAUCGACGUUUAUAUGAUGGACCAUACAAAUCCAUGGCUGAUUCAAUGUGGUUUUCAAUUAUUACAAUGACAACCAUUGGCUUCGGUGAUCUUUAUCCAAAAACCUUUAUUGCUAAAAUGGUAACAUCAACUGUUUGUUAUCUUGGUGUUGCAUUUUGGUGUUUACCUGCUGGCAUUAUCGGAAGUGGUCUUGCUAUCAAAGUUCAAGAACAAAAACGUGAUGAAGCCAUUAGUCGUCUUAUACCUGCUGCAGCAAGUGUGAUUCGUAAUUGGUGGCGACUUCGAUGUGCAUAUCAAGGCAAUCGUUUUGUUGCUACAUGGAAAUUUUAUAGAUUAACCCAACGACGCGUUGAUAGACAGAUACCACCAGUCGUCACUGAACAUAUGGAUUCAGCAUCACCCAUUACUACACUUCCAAUCAGUCGUUCAUUUGAUAUGAAUCUAUUUCGACGUAAUCAUACAGGUUCAACAAGAAAAACACAACAAGAUCAUAUUCGAAAGAAACCUGUAGAGACCAUAGAUGAUUUACCGAAACGUUAUGUAACAGCAAUAAAAAUAAUUCGUAUGCUAAAGUAUUCAUGUGCAUGUAGAAAAUUCCAUCGAGCUAAGCAGCCAGUUAAUUUGAAUGAAGUUGUUCAUGAGAAUACUCUAAUGACGAAUCGUUUAUCAACUAUUCUCAAUGACAUACAACGUCGGUUAGAUUUAACAUUGGGUACAAAAAGACCGGUAUCACAUCUACCCGUUGAACAAAAACAUCAAGUGAGUUUAAGUGCACGAAUCGAAGCAGUCGAACAUGUAACAAUUAGAUUUGAAUCAAAAUUAAACUAUUUAGAAAGAUUAGCAUUGAAUUUAAGUAAGAAUCGUUGA